This is a messenger RNA of Paraglomus occultum, 2685 nucleotides long. The record is from the annotation of a GenBank genome assembly. NCBI's taxonomy places the organism in Eukaryota, Fungi, Glomeromycota, Glomeromycetes, Paraglomerales, Paraglomeraceae.
AUGACUGCGGUUAACUUGGAGCUCGCAAGCGAAUUACAAGAAACAGUUAUUGUAGAUAAAGAUGAGGAUCCUGAGGAAAUUAAUGAUAUUGACUCAGACGAACAGUUUACAGCCAUAAACGAGAAUCCAAGUGACCCAGAUGGUCUUGUCGAUGACAUGGAUGAGGACGACUUACUCUUGGACGAGUCUUUAUCACCACUGGAGAAAAUUUUCUUAUUUGCAAAAAGUGAUUUAAUUUUUCACAGAGUGUUUAUUGCGAAGGAAUUACCAACGCUAAUACGAGACAUUGAGAUAAGCGAAGCAGUAGAGUACGUAGUACCGUUAAUGAAUUCUCUCGAGGAGUUGGUUAAGGAAGCUUUCGCUCCAGAAUUAGAUAAGAUUAUAUGGUUUUAUUAUUCUCACUGCCCACUACGGGAAUUAUCACCAGAGAACGGAUUACCUGAAACAUCCUCAAUCCCACUACGACCACAAACGCCUCUCGGCAGACCUCAGACACCCUUGGGCAGACCUCAGACGCCUCUCGGCAGACCGCUGACACCUCUUGACAGGCCUCAAACACCUCAGACCCCCAACGAAUCCUCUAACCAACUUUCUCUGCCAUACCUUUCAGUGUCCGCAUUCACGCCUCUCCUCCAGGCAUUACUUCUCGACCAGAAUAGCAAUGUAUCUGCUGCUGCGCAGUCUGUCGUGUAUUCACUUGUAGAGAAAAUACUUGCCGGACCAGACAUAAAUCCCAAGGAGAAAGAAUUAUUGACGAAAGAGACGUUAGAAGAAGUGGUAUUGGGAAUCGGGAGAUUGGAUCAAGAGAAGAGUAAGAGAGACGAUGAGGGUGACUUGGAUAAAGGAGAUGACAACAGUUUCGGGGGGAUGAAUGGCGGUGAAGAGGAAGUCGAGUUGGGGAGGAUGAUCAUGAUGACGCUAAUUGCUUCUUUGGCGAGUCUUGUUGGUCCUGAGUUAUGCGUUCGGUUAUUCGUGCCGGAAAUGGAUCGGAUGAUUGAGGAACCAGAAUUUUAUGUUCGAAGGGAAGCAGCCUUAGCGAUAGGAGGCUUGGCAAGCGUUGUCCCAUUAGAUGCAAUAAUUGACAAACUGGCCGAGAGAGCAGUAAGAGGAAUCGACCUUUUUGCGAGAGAUGUCAGCAAGAGCGUGAAGUCGACAGCCGGAGAGAUUAUUGGAGAGUUGAUUACGACGUUCCAAACGAGUGGAAAGGUUCCGGAGAGUUUAGUUCAGCAUUUCCUGAGCUUAGGCCCCGGAAGAGAUGCGAGUGGUGGUAGUGGAAACGCGGCGUACGGUGGUUUGGGGGCAAGAGACCCAGAGAAACCUGCACGAUGUGCCUAUAAUUUUCCUGCAAUUGUAUUGACUCUGGGUCCAAGUCGUUGGGAUGAUCUUAAAGAGACUUAUUCAUCUCUAACAAGGGAUGUGCAGGUAAAAGUCCGUCGCUCAUUAGCUUGCUCGCUGCAUGAAAUAGCCCGAGUAAUCGGACCCGAGAAAACUCAACAAGAUUUAAUGAGAGUUUUCGCAGAAUACACACACGACAUAGAUGAAGUGAAAUCUGGUGUCCUCAAAAACAUGGUUGCAUUUAUUGAGUGCUUACCGGAAAGUUCUAGGAAUGAAUAUCUUCCAGAAAUUAUUCGUGUAUGGAAUGGCGUUGAGCAUCAGUGGCGGCUCAGAGAUGAAAUCGCAAAGCAAUUGCCUGCCUUAUGUGAAUUAUACGAUGCGCAACAUGUAGUUAAUCAUAUACUACCGCUGACCAUAAGGGCUAUUCAAGACAAAGUCGCAAGUGUACGAGAGACUGCAGUGGCCACGUUCUCUACUUUGUUUCGUAUAGCAAAACAUGAUGACGCUUGUUAUAACCAAGUAAGAGAACGCGUAAAACAGUUUGCAACGGAAUACAGAUUUCGUGAACGAGUAUCAUACGUUCAGAUAUGCUCGGCUUUGAUGUCAAACGGUUUCCCCAAUUCUGAAUUCGAGACACAUUUUCUGCCCAUUCUAGAAACACUUGUGUCUGAUCAAGUAGUGAAUGUUAGAAUAGCAGUGGCGAGGCUUGUGUCCGAUCUCUGUCAAACAGGCAAGCCAUUUAGUUUAACUUGGCAAGCCUAUGGAAAUAUCCAGAUCAUCAAUUCAUCCAAUCCAAUUCUACCUUUGAUACAAACUUUAUCCCGAGACACUGACGUGAACGUCCGCUUAUUUGUAUUUCCGUUCCUCUCACCCGAAGAACGCGAGUCUAUUCUCUCGUAUCUCCAGCCUCAGAGUUUUGGGUCUUAUUUGUAUGUAGAGAGUUCAAGAGCUAAUCGACAAGUAGAUACAGAUAUGGAUGUUGAUAACGGUGAUGAAGAGGAAGAUGGAAGGACCGGCGAUGAAGAAGAGGAUGAUUUUGGAGGUUUUGAGGAUGUAAGGAACGAAUUGGAAGAGGUGGAUGUGAGAGAUGGAGUAGAUGUUAGAGAUGAAAUAGUUGAGGUGGCUGUGAGGGAUGAAAUAGUUGAGGUGGAUGUGAGGAAUGAAAAAGACGGGGUAGAUGUGAGGGAUGAGAGAGAUAGGGUAGUUGUGAGAGAUGAAAGAGAUGAAAGAAAAGAGGUGGAUGUGAGAGAUAAGAUAGGAGAUGUGGAAGUGAGAGAGGAAAGAGACGUGGUAAAUGUUAUAAUGGCAUCUUCGAAUAAACUGCAAAGCAUUCGCUCUGCAGACUGCUAA